AUGAACUGGCGCGGGGACGCCGUUCCCCAAAAGAAAACAGACAAUUCGUUUAAACGAUCGCAGGUUUCCACUCCCGCUAAUAUAUUACCCGCCUUGAAACCUCUCUCUCUCUCUCUCUCUUUCUCUCUCUCUCUCUGUUUCAAUGCGCGUGCGCGCGAUUGUGUAUACGUUAGUGUUUUCCGCUCUCAAUCUGUUUUCCGUUACUUCUUUUUUCUUCUUCUUCUUCUUCUUCUUCUUCUUCUUCUUCUUCUUCUUUCAAUAAAUAGUUCAGGUUAUCUUCCCGGUCUUUUUUUUUUCUAUCUAUCUAUCUAUCUAUCUAUCUAUCUAUCUAUCUAUCUAUCUAUCUAUCCAGAAGAUUCCCGGGUUACGUCGGACCCGAUACAACUUGAUACGCAAUCGUACACAUGGCCCGGUGCUCAGUUACCUCCCUUGCGAACAAGAUCCGGAAAUGUUCAACCACACGCGCUUUGUCAAUUGGUUGCUUGUCAGCGAUCAUUUUUACAAUUUUUUCGCCUGCCACAUGGUGAUGAGUCUGACAGAGUGUCAGAGGCUUCGCUAAUAUUUAAUCCCCCUCUCUCUCUCUCUCUCUCUCUCUCUAAUCACCAUUGUAGGCAACCACGCCACCAUUUCAUUGGUAAUGUUCUCUUCAUUGUUACAACCGCAUCUUAUUUGACAAAACAUAUUCGCGCGUCUGUUUGUUUAUUUCUCUCUCUCUCUCUCUCUCUCUCUCUCUUCUUCUUUCUUUCUUUCUUUUUCUCUCUCAUUGCUCUUUUCUACUCCUUCCUCUCUCUUUGA
Acanthosepion pharaonis is the source of this 795-nucleotide messenger RNA. The record is from the annotation of a GenBank genome assembly. Lineage: Eukaryota; Metazoa; Mollusca; Cephalopoda; Sepiida; Sepiidae.